Musca vetustissima is the source of this 1488-nucleotide messenger RNA. RefSeq names its product cytochrome P450 4d1 (gene Cyp4d1). The record is from RefSeq and is a predicted model, not a curated record. Bases 31 to 1488 code for a protein of 485 amino acids. The transcript has 4 exons. Gene Ontology annotation, molecular function: iron ion binding; heme binding; monooxygenase activity. Lineage: Eukaryota; Metazoa; Arthropoda; Insecta; Diptera; Muscidae.
UUGAUUUUGUAUUUCGUAAAAUACAGGCACAUGAUUGAGGUUACUAAGAAUAUACCAAGUCCACCAUAUUUGCCACUUGUGGGACAUGGCCAUCAUUUUGUGGGCAAAGAACCCCAUGAAAAUGUCCGAACAAUGUACGAAUUUGCCAGCAAGUAUGGAUCCACGAUUAAGGUGUGGCUCGGUACCGAGUUGAAUAUAUUGACGUCCGACCUGAAGGACGUCGAAGUAGUAUUGGGCACAACACGCUUCAACGACAAGGCCCACGAGUACCUUACUUUGGAACCUUGGCUGAAAGAGGGCUUGCUAACUAGUCGCGGCAAAAAGUGGCAUUCUCGCCGAAAAGUUCUUACACCGGCAUUCCACUUCAAAAUUCUGGAAACAUUCAUUGAGAUCUUUGAAAGGGAAUCCCGAGCACUGUUGACCAAUUUAGACAAAGAGUAUCGCAUGCAAUCGAUAUCGACGCACGGAUUUGAUCUGUACAAUUGGGUGAAUUUGUGCACUUUGGACACGAUUUGUGAAACUGCCAUGGGUGUUUCUGUCAAUGCGCAAACGAAUGCCGAUUCGGAAUAUGUGAGAGCUGUUAAAACCAUCGCCAUGGUAUUGCACAAACGAAUGUUUGACAUUUUGUGUCGCUUCGAUUUGACCUACCGUUUCACUAAAUUGGCCCGCGAAGAAAAGAAGGCUUUGGCCGUUCUGCAUGGUUUCACCGAAAAAGUGAUUAUACAGAGGCGAGAAGAGCUUUUGAAAUCACAACAAAUUAAACGAGACGACAGCACCAAUGAAACUGGGUCCAAAAGAAAAAUGGCCUUCCUUGACAUUUUACUGCAAUCCGAAGUGGACGGCAAGCCAUUGACUAAUUUGGAUAUACGAGAAGAAGUGGACACCUUUAUGUUUGAGGGACACGAUACAACGUCGUCAGCUGUUACAUUCUGUUUCUACAAUUUGGCACUGUAUCCGGAAUGCCAGCAAAAAUGUUUCGAGGAAAUUAUCCAGGUCAUGGGAAAAGACAAGUCGAAGCCGGUAACCUUUGAAGAUCUGAAUAACUUACAUUAUGUGGAUUUGUGUAUCAAGGAAACGUUACGCAUGUUUCCCUCGGUACCGCUGUUGGGCAGAAAAGUAACAGAAGAGUGUGAAAUAAAUGGCAAAAUCAUUCCAGCUGGAACAAACAUUGGCAUUUCUCCACUGCAACUGGGUCGUUUGGAAGAGUUAUUCCCCGAACCGAAUGUCUUUAAACCGGAAAGAUUCGAAGCCGGUUACAGUACCGAACGAUUAAGUCCCUAUGCCUAUAUUCCGUUCUCGGCCGGACCACGUAAUUGUAUUGGACAAAAAUUUGCCGUAUUGGAAAUAAAAACCAUUUUGGCCAAUGUUCUACGACACUAUGAGGUGGAAUAUGUUGGCGACAAGGAAGAGGAACUGCCGUUGAUAGCGGAAUUGAUAUUGAGAACCAAGGAUCCUUUAAUGUUUAAAAUAAAACCCAGAGUUUAUUAA